GCGUUACCCCGUUUUAGGGGCAACGAAUUUCUUUCUACUAAUAAAGUUUUGUUCCUCUUCCCGAUACGUGGGCCGAUCCCGAAGAUAGUGAAAUAACGGGCCGACCCGCGGCGAAGGUGCAGUUCGCCAUUAAGGGGGCCACAUUCACAGCUUCGCUGGUCAUCCUUCUUCACACAGUGGAAGGGCACAAAUUUUCUUUUCUUUUUUUUUUCAAGGUCAUCUGGAGCAUGAACCACUUAAGGCUUUCACCUAAAUGUGUGAAUCCCAUGGCAACUGUCGUUGCUGAAUGCCGUGGAGUUGACACGGAAAACGUAUUCGAAACGCCGCCCAAAUUUCCAGCACCGUGCUGCCACCUCGUGACAGACCCCACUGCCCUUAAUCUCGCAGCAUGGCCUCGGAGAUCGUGCGAGCGCGAUUUAGGAGGCCAUAUUCGAAAAACAUCAGCUAGUUUCGGUUUCGUUUACUUGCGGUGUACUUGCGUUUUUUAGCUCCCCAACGUUCUCGGUUUACUCUGGCUUCAGUCGACGACCACGUGUUAUAGUCGCACGAUCAAUUUCUCUCUUCUUUUUUUGCAUAAUCAUCGAAAUGGCCGUGCAAGUCAUAGCAGCAACGCCAAGUGAGAGCCGAAAGUCAUGAACAUAGAGUUUCGCACUAUAUUUCUAUGGUCAUGAAGUUGUGGAAGCAUAGAUGGAAGUACAUACUCAACGGGCACUGAAAUUUGUUGCAUGCGAACACGGCGUUAUAUGUGCAGACCCUGAUGAAGUCCGGCUGAAGUGCGACUGGUGCAAGUCCUUUUCUCUGGUCGCAACCGACGCAAAUACAUCUUACUUAAUUAGAAAGCGCAGUCAAAAUAAUAUGCAACGAAAAGAAGCUGCACUUGCUGAAGUUUUGCACUGUUAUGCCAUUGCGUGCACGUCAAUCAGCGCCGCGGGACCUCCGUGGAAAUUGAAUUCGCGCUUUACCAGUGUUUACAUACAGCUGGGCACACGUGUUGGCAUAUCAUGUAGGCGCGUUCACAAAUACACUUCUACGGCUCGUGCAGAAGACGGGCCUGUGUUGUUAGCCCGAAGAAAAUCGUCCACUUUGGACGAGGUUCAACCUUGCGGCCUGUCGUGGUGUACAGACGCGCUGGCAGCUAGCUCGCUUCCGGUGCCCUUCGCUUGAAUAUCUGGCGUGCACUCCGUACCUGUCCGCUCCUCUCCGUCCUGUUUGCAUGAGAGGCGUUUCACGCCUGUCCGACCGGUUUUGCUUCUGCUUUUAUGAACAGGCGCGUAGCACACGCCGGAGUAGGACGCCACCCAUGCAACAUGGCGGCGAAACCAAGCCGUUUUCAGUGCGCUGGGAGUUUCAUCUGAGCCGUGUGCGGUGAAGACCGACACCAUGUGAAAUGCGCCCGCAAGUGCCGUUACCCGAUCCCUCCGAGGCUUCGCCCGCCAGUUCGUGAGCGUCACCUGCCGCUUGAAAACCCAGCGCGCCGUAAGGAAAGUCUCUCCGUUCUUUUGUUUCGCUCGUGACGGCAAGCGAGUGUGCCGCUCAAGGAUUGCUAGCGCCGGCACUGUUUCGUCAACGACCUAUGGAUUGCUGGUCUCACUGAUUUUUCCCUUGUUCCUGGUUGCUUGGAGAAGUAGGCUGGCAUGGGGCGACGUUGGCUUUGGCUUUUUCUCGCAUGGCUUCCAGCCUGCAACUCCCUCAGAGGACCUCGAAUCGUCUCCCUGGAGAACUCAACGGAGACCACACUGGAUAUCAAGUGGACCCCAGUGGCCUCAACAAAUGUCAACCUGUACACGGUCCGUGCCAGCCCAAUUCAAACCUAUGGCCCCCUGUUAGGUCCAAGCCAGGAGUGGAAGUACACAAGUGCUCGCCAGGCUGGCCUCUUGGGCCUGCACCCAGGCACCCUGUACAAUGUAAGCGUGUGGGCCGAUACAGCCGACGGCCCCAGUGAGACCACUUCAAUAGUGGUUUGGACGGAGGUCGGAGAGCCAGACCUGCCACCUACUGUACAAGUUCUGUCACGCAAUGGCACCCAGAUGGUCGUGCAGCUCUCACCAGGGACAAGUUCCAGAGGUCCAAUUACGGGUUACCGACUCGUUGCGUUUGAGCGGAGUAGCCUCAUGGCAUUUAGCCCGGAGCGGCUGGCAGGGCAUCGAGAAGCUGCAGAGGCCGGCACGCCGUUCUACAUUGCAGCUGAAGUGGGACCAGAGUGGGAAAAUCGGACAUUCGUAUUCGGCGAUGGCCGCUCCUAUGGUGGAUUUAUCAACGCCCCCCUGUCGCCCAGUGAAGACUACCUUCCAAUUCAAGGUGUUGCCAGCACGCUCAAUGGGGUGACCAAAUACGCAUACUCGGUGGAAGGCCCAAGCACGGAGCGUAUUCAGCCACCUGUUAUUGUAAUAGACGAGAGGUCACAAGUGUUGUCCUCGUGGCUCUCGGCUGCUACGGCCCUGGGCGCCUGCCUGCUGUUGGCAUUCAUCGUGGCUUAUGUCUUUGCUCGGCGCCACUACAGCCGCCGCAGGAGACGCACCGAGGAGUUGAUGCUGCGCUCUCACCCGAGCUUGGACAUGGACGAUGUCACUCCAUUUAGUGCGGGCUCGCUGCAACUGGGCGAGGGAGCCGACCUUGGGGCGUUUUACACCCAGCUGCGUUCUAUGCUGCCCCUGGUGCCUCGGUCGCGACUGCUUCUCUCGGAUACCACGCUCGGCCAGGGCCGAUUCGGGCCAGUCCGAGCCGGGCACCUUGUCACAGAGGACAGCCGAAAGGUGCCAGUGAGCGUGCAACGCUGUCCAGCCGAGUGGACACUGCCAGAUCAUGAACGCAGAAGUCUUCUGGCAGAUAUUGAGGUCAUGCUUCGCAUCGGCAGUCACCCCAACGUGGUCCAAUUCAUGGGCGCUUGUGAAGACGAGCCUGAGCUGCUUCAAUUGGCUGUAGAGCAGCCUUCAAGUUCACUGCGUGGCCUCUUGCUGACCAGUCGCCACGGUGCAGAGGGUCGAGUGUCGGCGAUCCCUGAGGAACGCCUCGUCGGCCUGCUGGUGUCAUUGGCAGCGGGCAUGCACCAUUUGUCAUCCAGAGGGAUCCAGCAUGGCCAAUUGUCCACUCGGUGUGUAACCAUGGUCGAACCACUGAUGCCCAAGAUCAGCUAUUUUGGUCUGGCCCGGUAUAGCCCUCUAGGAAAGAAACUUGACUUCACCCGGUGGUUAGCCCCUGAAACCCUGAGGACUGGAAGCCACACAGAGAAGAGUGACGUGUGGUCCUUUGCAGUACUUAUGUGGGAAACGUUCACCUUAGGUGGAAGUCCAUAUGUGGACCUAUCAACUUCCGAGGUGGCUGACCGUGUGAUGCGGGGCCUGAGGCUGACAAGGCCACGAGGAGUGUCGAUUCCCCUCUAUCGUCUCAUGCAACAGUGCUGGCAUCAACAGGCCAGGGACCGGCCCACUUUCCAAGAACUGCACAGCUCCCUCCAAGCAUUACAACCAGAUGCCCUGCAGUUCACCUACCACGCCGGAUAUACAUACAACAAGUUCAACCCCCUGGCUGACGAAGCAUGACAAGCCAGCAGAGGCCAUCUACUCCAGCCAUGGCUGCUUGCAAGUGAAGCCCGGUGACCCGGCAGCUACAUUCCAGUGAUCCACAACAGUGGACAGUACUUUUUUACUUGCAGCAGCAUUGUAAAGAAUCUCAAGACGGGCACUUCAGGGCACACGAGUUUGAUGAAGUGUUGCACAGACGUGUGUGUGUGUGUGCAUGAAACACUGUUCGCCACAAAGGAAGGGAGGCUUUUGCAUUUGGUAUUCAAAGUGACUCUCACGUUUCUCACUGCAUGGAAGGUACCAACAAGGAAAAGGUCAUUACUUUGAGCUCACAUUUAUGAACACAACACAAUGAAGUCACAGGAAGAAAGGGCACCACAAUCUCAAAAACAUGGCAGAGUUCCAAGCAGCUCCAAGUCACUACCCAAUGCUAUUAUUAGCAAUUAAUGCACAACUACAACAGCAGUUUUAAGGGUCUUAUAGGAUGGUGUCCUGACCCCCCCCCCCCCCCGCCCCCCGUUUCUGCUCCCCCCCUGUAGCAUAUUUGCCAUCACUCCCUAAUUUUUCAUGAUGUCUACGAAUUUUGGCCUGUUCCACAAUUUUAUGAGUGUUGCGGCAAGUUUUGCAAAAAGCAGGUUCUAUUUGUGAAAAAAAGUUCUGAACGUGUCAAAACAUGCGGGCAGUGCAAGGUUGUAAAAGAAUGCAUACAAGAAAGAAAUUGUGAUGGUACCUAUGCCACCCUUUCAUGGCAGCACAAGAUGCCAUAUACCAGAGGGAUGCUUGCUUCGAGAGAGUUUAUUCAGACAAGCUUCUGAAGCAUGCAAAAUUGGCAACAGCAAAGUCAUUUAAAGGUCUCUGGGGUCAAAGAAAAAUAUGCUGCUUUUCAAUCUCUGCUGUGCCAAGUUUGUUUCGUCUAGCGGGCUGCAUGUAAACCUAAGUCAUUGUUAAUAAAAUGUGUCUGUAUCCCACAAAACAUGUGUCCUCAGGGCAAAGUUUAAAAAUAAAUGCGUGCAACCCCCCCCCCCCCCCCCCCCACCCCCCAGUUUGUCAUGUCAGCAAGAUUUUGAAGAAUUUUAAAGUUCACAUGUUGGCAGGUAUCCCACAGUGACAUGUCGGAGCAAGGUGUGGAAAAGCAGUACGAAGAAAUGGCUGCCGAAACAGAUACUAGAUGAAGUCAAAGCCCGUGGUGCAGUGCCAUGGAACAUUUAUGACAUUCACUGAUGCAAUACCGGCAAUCUGCUGUUCUGCUUUCUACCAGUAGCAAGUCAUCAAGGCCCUCCAGAUUGUCACACCACCUCUAUGCCAAAAGACUCUCCCACAAGACACAUCAGCUCCUGUUCUUUUUUAGUGCUGUGUUCAUGGUGCACUGUCAGUAGGCUGUUUUUUUUUUUUUCCUACUUGGCAUUGACCUCUUGACUUCAAUUUCCUUUCUAUACUCAUGACAGUGACAUAUAACACAUGUUACUAGGCAUGCUCAAACAACCAAUAGCUCACUCGGUUUUCUAAGCGACUGAAAAGGUAUGUGCAAGUAGCCAUCAAAAUGACUAUUUGAACAUACCCGCGUGAUAUGACGCAAGAUGCGUGUGCCACAUGUAAUGAAUAUCUAAGGUUCCUGUGUAAAGCAAGUUAUUUGACCCACCUGCCAUCACGUGGCUGACCUGGCAAGGUGUGCCUUGCAGCAUGUAUAGCCCAAUGUGGCCAUUUUUGGACUAAAAAGUGGAUAAUCACUUUUGUAAGCUGCUUUGCUGCUUCCUGCCACAUUAGCAUUGCUUUUCUUUGUAUGUGUGUGUGUGUACAUGUGUUCACUCUCGCCAAGUGUACAGAAAAGGAGUGAUAAAAAAAGCAAACAUUUGCUAUGUAUUUGCUAUGUUCCUGAACAGCUCUUAUACAGCACGUGCUUUCAGGGUGGGUUGUUUGACGUGGUUUAGAGUGGAAUCUUAUGGUUCUUCCAGCAAUGUGCUGAGCAUAAGUAAUUUCAAGUUGUCUUUCUGUGAUACUCUUACGUACUCAUGCAAAGCACACGGUCCAUGUGACUUUGAAAGUUUCCGUCCUACGCCUUUUUUCUCAACUGUUCUUGUUACUUUAUUCUUUUUUCUCUAUGUUCAAAGUAGGGGCAAUCUAGGUAGUGGCCCAACGUAUACAUUCCAAAUGAAACAGUCACAGUUCUACUUGGCUGAAAAUGCACCAGAAUUUGUGCAGCAUUUUCAGUAAAUUAUCACGUAAAGUGCAACAAUACCUUGGUUUGGGCGAGUUGGUUAAUCUUGACAGUUUUCAUUAAAAAGCGCUGAAGAUGAAGACAAAAAGGCACACAUGACAGGACGGGCGCUGAACUUCGUACUGGCAUUUAUUUCAAACCAUCAUCUAUUUAACCCUUUCGCUGUCGGACCUUUCUGGCCGUGACGCACCCCCAGUUUCGGCUUGGUUUCAGGGAACGAGCAUAACAGGGAAUGAACAUAGCAAUUUAUUUUUGGUUAUGAUUGGUAUCAAAUAACAUAGUCAAUGCAAUAAGCACAUUUCAGUGUUCUGUAGCUGUUGUUAGUAAACAUCAUCAUCAUCAUCAGCCUGACUAUAAAAUCCGUUCAACAUCCGAAUCUGACGAUGCGGAACCCUCUUCCUCGCAUGCGACUCUGUCCGAGUCCGAAUCCGAGCUCGGCUCGUAUUCUGAAUCGGAAUUGAGCCACCGCUCCAAUGAGCAGACGAAGGUCCCGCGCACUCAGCCAUCCGAAAGUAACUGCGCGCAGGGAGGAUGCGCUUUCACUCGCCCGCACAACGGAGAGAAAUGGGACGUUGCGUGAUCAAGAAGACAGAAGGAGAUGGAAAAAGGCUAAACAAAGUUCGAAGGGCUUUACGUUGACUGCUGCAAGUCGGAAGCGAGGGUGCGGCGAGAGAGCGAAAGCAGCAAUCGAGUCACUCUUUUCGGAGAGGCAACGGCACGUGCGCCUGAACUUGACGUGCCGUAGCAGACACACCAACAGAAGAAAAAUAAAAACCUUCAAACCAGCGGAGAUGGCAGAACAACCCUUGAACCCAUAACCACACGCGCGCGACGCAUGAUCCAGCGAACGCGGAGCCACCGCGCCACUCAGCAAAGAGAAAGUGGGGAGUGGAAGUCGCACCGUACUCUUCAAUACAUGGAUUAACACAGAUCGGGGUGAAUAUACGAACUUGUAGAAAGAGUAAACAGAUGGCGUGGCCAAUCCAGGAGCACCAGCUUUGCGCUCAGGCGCGAAAUUUUUAACGCACGAUAGAGAACGUACCGGUACGUCAGUGACACUGCGGGGGGGAAACGCGAUGACGUACCGGUACGUCCGUGACAGCGAAAGGGUUAAGCAUUACGCAUCAGGUACAUCAUGCACGCACCAUCAUACAAAUGAUUGUGUAUGUCGUACAGUUCAUAGAAUACUAUUGUAUGGUCAGCCACCUAGAUACCUCGAAAGAAAUGUCACUUAUUUUUCCUGCUAUGCCAAAGACGGACAGCCGAUGCACUUGUUCACCAAAUUGAGCACAGUGCGUCUAGCCAAGUAGGCAGAUUGAAACAUGCAGAAUUUCUGUCGCUUUGUCUUUGAGACAUUACUUCAAAAAUUUAAACAGGGACGGCAAUGCCCAACCGAAGAUUGUGACAAAAGACCUGUGCAUGUAACUCCAUACCUCCACAAUGUUUCACAUAAUUUGAAAAAGGUCACAAACCGACACAAUGUCAAUCCAGUUUUUUUCAGCACCUUUUAAGUUGUCAGCAGUGUGUAACCUAAAAAACAAAAAGCUCCAGAAACACACGCAAUGCCAUACUAAUCACCAGACCAAUUACACCAAAUGUACUUCAGAUGUUGUGUAUCAGAUACCCUUGGAACAAACCGGCCAGUGGUUCAACGACAGGGCUAGACAGCACAAUAAUGACGGACAAGGAUACAGUAGUCGCUUGGCUGAUCACUGCAAAAAGUGCACAUGCAAACACGUUUGGCAACACUACUUUCUUGAGGAAAGAAAAAAAAAAGAACAGAAUGCAGCAAGAUAGUUGAAGCGUAUUUCAUAAGGAAGGCAGGUAACAAGCGCACUUGUCAACUGUCCGUCUUUGGCUUUGCAGGAAAAAUAAGUGCCAUUUCUUUCGAGGUAUCUGGGAACGUGAACUGAAUGACCAUAUAAUAGUAUGUAUGAACUGUAUGCCUCAGACAAUCUUUCGUGUAAUGAUGCGCGUGAUGUACCUGAUGCGCAGUGCUUGAAUAGACGAUUGUUUGAAAUAAGUGCCAGUUGGAAGUUCAGCGCCCAUCCUGUCGUAUGUGUGCCUUUUCGUCUUAAUAUUUAGCACUUUAUGAAAACUGUCAAUCUAAAAUGCAUUUGCGACUUCAAUAAAAAAGUGUUUUAGGGUCCCUUUAAGAAAGCAUAGAUGAACAAAGCCCAAAUGCAUUUCUGUAUUUUAAUUGUGUGAACAAGGUCGCCCACUGUUAUGGUCAAACAUCUCGUUAGAAUCCAGUCCAGUCAUAACCCCGUGGAAGUGGACAACCCUGUGCGCAAGCCUUUCCAUUCAAGUGUUUAGAGAACGGACAUCAGCCGAGGUUGCAUGCAACUUUUCACUAUGUACACCACUGGGAAAAAGUAUUCAACAUUAACGGCACACUUUCGAUGCCAACAGGUGGUGUCCAAAUCACAGCCCCCAGUGACGGCUCCCUUGCAGUAACAAGAGCCAAUCUCGAAGGACAUGCUUUUACGUGCGCAUGUGCUGGAACCAAGUCAUGGUUGCCAUGUUUUGAACACCACUUAUACAACAAUGGGGAACAUUUGCAGUAGUUGUGAAACAAUGGUCUAGUUGUUCAUGUGUGAAAAGUGCUCAAUGUAUUUUGUAUUUAAUAGUAGUCUGCUUGUACGUAAUUAUAACUGUUUAUAACAGUGCGGUAUAUGUCAUAUAUUGGAGGCUGUGUAAAACCAGCUUAGAUACUCCAAUUAUAUGCAGUCAUACAAUUGAUUUUGCAACCUACUCAACAUUGAACUGAAUUUGGCCCAUACUCAGAACAGUUAUCCCUCCUUUGUAAUUGCACUUGAAUUUUGUAAACCUCCUUGAAUUUCGUAAACCUUUUUUUAUAUAUAUUCAUGACAGUACUAUGUAGAUUUUGAUUUUAUUCCGAGGUGAGGUUGUUGGCUUUCUUUGUUUUGCAUUCAAGCUUUUUAACCAAAGCCCUACUUUUUUGACAAAGUGACUGUGAACGCGAUUUUGCAUUUCUACCUGACCAGCCAAUAUUUCAUUUCGCGUCUGGCUCACUGUGAGCCAUCACAGUGAUACAAUACUAUUCAUUAUUGUUUUCCCACUUACAUUGCACAUUUUUCUGCCUGUUCAAGGUUGUGUAAAUUUCCUAGUUCAUACCCCAUUGCUACAAGGACAGGUAAACUGAUAACACAUAACGUAAUUAAUCAUCCCACUUUUCAUUCCACUUGUUUCUGUGACACCAAGCAAAACACCUAAUAAUGCUGUGAAAGCCUGUGAAACUCUGAACGUGGGUAAUAACAAUCCUGUUACACAUUGCUAGAAUGUAUAAGUGUGCUAUUAUUGCAAGCUGCUGUACAUCUACGGAAUCACUUACUGAUAAGGGCGUGUGCGAAUAUUAGAAAUUUAGAACACAAAUCCAAUAUGUCAGCUUCAAAUCAAAGUACUGCAUUCAAUUUCUUCAAAUAUUCGAUUAUCGCCACAUGCGCAUAGCCACUGUAUUUACUGAAGCUUGUCUGCCCGGGCAAAUGGCUGUUUCAAGUGCCCAAUGUGAGCCAGCCAGGAAGUAUACGGCUCAUUUCUAAACUGCCCAGUUGAUGAAUGAACUCGAAAUGAUAUUCGCACGUAACGUACAUUCUUUGGGCCGAGACCGCCGGGCUGGCUACAGCCUGCUUAAAUGACUUCCUUUGGUUUGCCACAAGUUCCAACAGCCUUGGGAACGAAAGGAGCUUUUGUAUCCAAUGAUCUGGAGUGUAAUGAGCACCACAAGAACCACUUAUGUAUGGCGGAGGGACAGAGCAGCCCAUAAACUUUCGACAGAAACUGUGCAUGAGUUGAUUCACUUCCUCUCUCUUUUUGCAUCUGUGCCACAAUGCUGUUCAUUCCCCCUGCCACACUCUUUCUUUCCCUACUUUUAGGAGCAGGAAAAUAUUUAGUAUGCAAUGCAAUAUUCAAAUCCUUUUUUUUCCCCCUAAUAUUUAUAUUCAUUUUGAGAGUUUCGCUGUUCGAAUAUCCCUACUUUCACAGAUAUGCUGCGCUCAAUUUGUGCAGUGGGUUGCAACUUCAGGAACCACGUCGCAUCAUGUUUGUGCAAUAUUCUGUCAAGCCCGUGUGCCCUGUUGUUCUUGUGACGUCAAGAAUGUCUACUCAAGUUUCUUUUGUUUUAUCUGCAUCACUCGUCGCAGCUCUUGUCAACCGCUGUGCUCUGAAGGCACUUCGAGGAUUGUUCAGCAAGAUUAUACGUCCUCUGCGAUGUCAUUCACUGCCUUUGUACACUUGCAAGGUUUUUAUACCGGUGCUUUUAUUUUACAUUUAACGCUGGAGCUCGUCCUUGCAAUAUGCUCAGAUAGACUUGUGUUAUUGAAAUAAAGAUAUGCUUCUUUUUUUAA
Messenger RNA from Dermacentor andersoni, 10103 nucleotides. Lineage: Eukaryota; Metazoa; Arthropoda; Arachnida; Ixodida; Ixodidae. The record is from RefSeq and is a predicted model, not a curated record.